Messenger RNA from Lingula anatina, 1887 nucleotides. RefSeq lists its product as uncharacterized. Lineage: Eukaryota; Metazoa; Brachiopoda; Lingulata; Lingulida; Lingulidae. The record is from RefSeq and is a predicted model, not a curated record.
GCCCAUGCACAUGCACGCGGUUAAACCGGUCUAUGUGCCAAUCAUCCCAGGAAUGUGGAGGAAGCGGGCAGUAUAGCGGGCAGAAUAGAUUAAAAAUCACCGAAAUGCUGCAAUGCUGUGCGUCGCUCUUCGCUUUAUAAUAACUUGCGUAUUAUUGGGAAUAUUGGUAGAAAGAAACCUCUCCGAAGAAACCGAGAUUACAUCUAUGAUAAGAUCUACGGGUGUAUACAUAGCGUAUUCCUAACAAGUCUGACGUAGACCAUAGCGUAUUAGGAACUUAUUAUCCAGAACGUUUGAUAAAAUGUCACAGGAGAAUCUUCCACUGAUUGGUUUUGAUAAUGAAAAGGAUACAUUGAUUGCAACCUAUUUCGAAUUAGGAUUCAAAUAUCAAGAAAUCCUCGCAUUUCUUGCUACUAUUCACGAGUGGCCAAUGAGUCUUGUACAACUUAAGAGAAAUUUGAAACGAUUGGGUUUAGGACGGAGAAGCCUGUACAAAGACAGUUUUCAGUCAGUCACUGAGGCUGUCCAGUUUGAAUUACGUGGAACUGGUAAAGAUCUAGGUUAUAGAUCGAUGCAUGAUAGGAUCACCAAAAUCCACAAGCUUGUGACUGAUCGGGAAACAGUCAGAGUUAUUCUGAACUACCUUGAUCCAGAGGGCGUACAGUGUAGGAGACAAAGAAGACUACGGCGAAGGGAAUACUACACAAGAGGGCCUAACGAUUUAUGGCAUAUUGAUGGGUGGGACAAACUGAAGCCUUAUGGUUUUUGUGUGCAUGGUGGAAUUGACGGGUAUUCACGUCGCAUUAUUUGGCUUGAGGUUGCCUCCACUAACAAUGACCCAUAUGUAGUCUGCAGUUACUUUGCUAAUGCCAUUUUAAAAAUUAAUGGUCUUCCUAAUGUCGUGCGGGCAGAUCGUGGUACCGAAAAUACAAACAUUGCACAGAUGCAAACUUUCCUUAGGGGUGCCAACAAUGACAACCGCGGCAUGCUGAACACAUCAUUUUUAUAUGGGCGAUCCACUUCAAACCAAAGAAUAGAGAGUUGGUGGAGUAAGUUUGGAUCUAUGGGCAUGACAACAUGGAUUGAACAUUUCAAAGAAUUAACAGGUCAAGGCAUUAUAGACACUUCAAACAAUCUAGAUAUCGAGUGCUGCAGGUACUGUUACAUGCACGUACUGAAGCUUGAAUUAGACAAGAUCAAAAUGCUGUGGAAUACACAUUACAUCCGUGCUUCAAGACACCACGGGUGCCCAUCUGGUAGGCCUGACGUAAUGUACUACAUGCCAGAUCGGUCGGGUGGGGUUGAGUGCAUGCAUGCCGUUGAACAGACUGAAAUCAAUGUCUUGACCAAUGCACUGACGGCAGAACCUUCCGUUUGCAAUGACAAUAAUAAGGAAUUGUUUGAUAUUCUUAUGGCUGAAGGUAAUAGGCAAGCUGCUGAUAAUCUAAACGACGCAGCUGACAAUUUAGUGUAUUUGCUUGAUGUUCUUGAAUCGAAUUUAAGUCAUGAUAAUUAUUAAACCUCAUAGGUUUAUGAAAUAAAGUUCUGUGCAGUGUAGUUACGCAUUGUAUUGCAUUUCAGGGACACAAACCACACAACACUAUAGUUCCAAAUUAAAAAAAUAUUUAUUAUGUGCUUCUGCAUGGACCCUACCACCCACACUCUUCAGAUGCCACCACAAUUUGCUAAUAUGUACAUUAUUUACACGGUAUGAAACAAUUACAUGUAAUGGCACUAUGUUACUGAAUGUAUAGACUACAAAUAUGUGAAGAUAAACACAGAUUACAAAGAGCACAUCUGAGUCCGAAAAGUAGUGUGAUAUUGAUUAAUUUUUCCACUUCAAUCUGAAACAUAUAAACGGACUCGGAAGCAGCCGUUCAAGCUGCA